Messenger RNA from Aphis gossypii (cotton aphid), 2422 nucleotides. Its product is annotated as protein krueppel-like. The record is from RefSeq and is a predicted model, not a curated record. Bases 998 to 2230 code for a protein of 410 amino acids. Gene Ontology annotation, cellular component: nucleus. NCBI's taxonomy places the organism in Eukaryota, Metazoa, Arthropoda, Insecta, Hemiptera, Aphididae. The transcript has 2 exons.
GCCAAAUUUUUCCACGUAGAAUGAUGAAGUACAUGUUGUCACAGUUACACCUAAGUGGCAAAGUACCUAUUUAUCCUAUUAGUGCAUCCACUAAACGUAUCUAUACAUAGCUAGUCGGCAUGUAUGCAAUACGCACACAUCUCAUGCACACCUGUUGAAAAACAAUGUAAACAGCAGCCGAAAAAAACCGCUGAACUUUACGAGGAGUUCGACGUAAGAGAUAAUUAAUAUUAUACAUAGUUCAUUAUUCCUUAUUAGUACAGUAUCGUAAAAUAACCACCGCCGACACGACGCGACGACGUACGGCGGCGGCGGCGGUAAUCAACAGCAAUCGGCCGUUGCCGCCGACCGUCCGUUCCGUACUUCCACCCCAUUUGCGGGAGUCCGGCGGUGGUGGGAACGAAUUAGGCGGGGCCACCGGACCCCUCGCGCCCGCCCGCCCACCGUCGGACGAGCCGCGAUCCGCCGAGCCGGUUUCCGAAAAUCCGGCAAAAAUAAUAAUAUUAUCGCAGUGCCAUCCGUACCCGUCGGCCGUGCGCACAUUUCUUUCUCCGCUACCGUCGUGAAGAAAAAAAAAAACACUUGAGAAAAAUAUAACCUUUAAACGCCGCAGUGGUCGUUAUCGUCGUCGUCGUCGUCGUCGUUCGUCUACUCCCGUCGAGAGGGAAUAUAAAUUGAUCACACGCCGCGCCACGCCGGCCGAACUUUGACUUGCACAGUUGCACUGCUUGCACUCCGCUCGCACUGUCUUUCGUUCCGCCGAUCGUCGUCCCGCGACUCGCCGGUCCCGCGCGCACCGGCGUAUUUUAUUUCGAUAAACGAUUUAAAUAUUACGCGAUAUUUUAUCGUAUAUUAUUAUUAUUAUUUACUUAAUAUUAUCAUUAUCACUGUUAUUAUUAUUAUAAUCGUCAUAGUAAUAAAAUCGUACGUAUAAUAUUAUUAAUACUAUACGAUAGUGUGUCGGGUUUUCUACGAACCGUUUUUGACGCACAUUUACAUGGUGUCCUAUGAAAGUCCGAUGGCGCACGUAUUGGGGACCAACAACCUCGACUCGGCUGAGCCUUUCAAGUCCGACCUCGAAGAUAAUAUGGACCUGAAGGUGAACGUAAAAGACUAUUGGGUCCAUUUCGCGCUGAACGCACUUCUAGACCGAUUCAACAUCACUAAAGUGCCGAGAACCGAAGAAGAAGUGCGCACGGUGUUCCUCGAGUGCAACAAUCUCCUGCAGUACGAACUCACCCAGCAGCAGCUGCGGGGCAUCACCGCGUCCACGGACAACGUCCUCAUGCAGGUCGUACACCAAGUGUUCGACCUACACCCCGAAUGGCUGGACCAGCGGAACAACAAUCAACCGCCGGCAAUCGUGGCGGCGCCGGCCAGCAGCGGCGGCGGCGGCGGCGGCGACGACGAGACGUCGUCGGUGGCGUCUUCCGCCUCGUCGUCCAACCCGCCGUCGUCGUCGCGCCCGCGCCAAACGCGGCCGUUCAAGUGCAACUCAUGCGGCAAAGAGUUCGGCUACAAGCACGUGCUGCAGAACCACGAACGCACGCACACCGGCGAAAAGCCGUUCGUGUGUUCGGUGUGUAACAAGUGUUUCACCCGGGACCAUCAUCUCAAGACGCACGUCAGGCUGCACACCGGCGAAAAGCCGUUCUGGUGUCCGCACUGCAAUAGGUUUUUCGUGCAGGUGGCCAACUUGCGCAGACACCUCAAGACCCACACCGGCGAGACCACCUACCCGUGCGAGUACUGUGUCGCGUUUUUCGAGACGGCCGCCGAGCUGAAGGAACACAAACGACAGCACAAGGAGAACAACAAGCCCCGCGGCGUGGUGAAAAAGCGUUGCCGCGUGGCCGCCGCCGUCGCGCAACCGGCCGCCGAGCCGUCCACUCCGGUGCCGUCGUGGACGCCGGCCACGCACGGUUCGCCGUCACAGUCUCCUCCGCUGCCGUCCGCGCCCGCCAGCAAUUGCUGGAAUUCGCCGCCGCCCCAACCCGCGGUGUACGCGCAGAAAAAUCAACCGCGAGCCGCCGUCACGUCGCCCACGGGCGGCCCGUCCAUCGAACCGUUUCAUUAUCUACAGUUCAUCGCCCGGUUCCAAUCGCCCGAACGGACCGGCGAACCUUUCGUCAAGUUCGAGUCGCCCGAACAGACCGAGCCCGAAGACCUUUCCGUCAAAUCCGACAACAAAAUGAUCGUCGACGUUGCCAUGGAUCUCACGUGUAAAUAGCUUUUAUUAUAUUUUAUACUAUAAACAUUUCAGGAAAAUAAUGAAAAGGAAAAAAAACAAUCAAAUAAAAAUAAUAUACAACCAUACAUAUUAUUAUAUACAAUAUGUUUAUUUUAUGUCCGACGUAAAAAAUUACCAUUUUGAAUUAAAAUUUACAAUUAUUAAUGUUUUAUUAUUUUUUUUUUUUUUUUG